Molecule: messenger RNA, 1396 nt
Organism: Sarcophilus harrisii (Tasmanian devil)
Lineage: Eukaryota; Metazoa; Chordata; Mammalia; Dasyuromorphia; Dasyuridae
Gene: ATF5
Product: activating transcription factor 5
Exons: 3
Coding region: 331-1131 (266 amino acids)
Biological process (GO): regulation of transcription by RNA polymerase II
Cellular component (GO): nucleus
Molecular function (GO): DNA-binding transcription activator activity, RNA polymerase II-specific; RNA polymerase II transcription regulatory region sequence-specific DNA binding
Source: RefSeq, a predicted model, not a curated record
GGGACGCCUCAUUCCCUUUCUCUCCACCUGCCACAGUGAUUCGCCCACAGACCGUCGCUCGCCCGCCUCGGGCCAUGGCCCUGUAGCUGCGUCCCGCCGCCCCUGCCGCGCUCCGGCGCCUCCCGCUCGGCCUCUCGGCUCCCCCCGCUUCUGCCGCCUCCUUCACCACGGGGCCUUCGCCCUCCGUUGCAGCCAUGGAGCUCUCCGCCUCUGCCACCCUCCCGCUGAGCAGCUUUCACCCUCAUCGGAGCCUCCUCCAGCUGGGCCUUGUCUCAGCCUCCACGUGCUCGCCCCGUCUUCGAAGCCCAGGCCCCCGCAGUCCUGACCGCCAUGUCUCUCCUGGCGGCCCUGGGGCUGGAGCUGGACAGGGCCCUGCUCCCAGCUAGCGGGCUGGGCUGGCGGGUGGACUACGGGAAGCUCCCCCUGGCCCCUGCCCCCCUGGGUCCCUAUGAGGCCCUGGGAGGGGCUCUGGAGGGGGGGGUUCCCGGGGGGAGCGAACCCCUGGCAGGUGACGGCUUCUCCGACUGGAUGACAGAGCGGGUGGACUUUACUGCCUUGCUCCCCCUGGAGCCCCCUGCAGCCCCCGGUGCCCUCCCGCCACCAUCUCCAUCUCCUUCCCCUCCAGACCUUGAGGCCAUGGCCUCCCUGCUGAAGAAGGAGCUGGAGCAGAUGGAGGACUUCUUCUUGGAUGCCCCUCUCCCACCCCCCUCCCCUGUUCCUGUACCCCUUCCUCUGCCCCCUUUUGACCUCCCCCAAGCCCCUCUGGAUACCCUUGAUCUAUUGACCUUCUACUGUGGUGGGGAGCCCGGGCGGGGUGAGGGGGAAGGCGGGGAGGUCUUUCGAGCACCUCUGCCCACCCCACCGCCCCCUCGGCCAGCCCCUUACCCAGUGCCCCCCUCGAGGGGGGACCGAAAACAGAAAAAGCGUGACCAGAACAAGUCGGCUGCACUCAGGUACCGCCAAAGGAAACGGGCAGAGGGGGAGGCCUUGGAGGGCGAGUGCCAGGGUCUGGAGGCUCGCAACCGGGAGCUGCGGGAGCGGGCAGAGUCGGUGGAGCGCGAGAUCCAGUACGUGAAGGACCUGCUCAUCGAGGUGUACAAGGCGCGAAGCCAGAGGCUGAGGAGCACUUAGGGGCCGCCCUGCUCUCGGGGCUUCCUCUCUCCUGGAGGGCCAGGGCCAGCCUUUGUAAGCCAGUGCCUAUUUCUUUAAAUAUACCUUGGUUAAGGUCUCGGGCCCUGACCUCAGGAAAGAAGUCAAGGGGGAAGCUUCCCCUCCAAACCUGGGGCUCUUAUUUGAAGAUUGGGCCGCUGGGGGGUGGUGGUGGGUUUUGGCGGGAAACUUGAGGGGGGACCUGAACCUAAGGCUUUGUAACUAAUAAAUGAGUAGACUGUCCUGG